AUGUAUCAUGAUGGUUUAGCAAGCCGGGAAGUUUUCAUAAUUGCUGUUUUUCGACUUCCUCAUGUUCAGGUGCAGCUACGACAGCAGCCGACCUCGAGACAUGCAGCUAUGAGUAUGGUUCCUGGUUCAUAUCAAGCUGCGGCUGCCGAAGGUCAUAGAGACUACCUAGCUUCGUUUACGCGCGGAGGCACUUCAUCGACAGUUACCUCGGGAACACGAAAAUCAAGUGAUCCAAAAGGCCGUGUACCGAUUAAUCUAGGCGUUCGGGCAGCUGGACAGCGAGCAGAUGGGUCCUCAUCAGCUCGCGCACCGCAUCCUACUACAACCGGCAUUUCUGCUACCUAUCAGAUGCCAGCGUCUGCUUCUCUUGUAGGAAAAUUACCUGUGAACACGAACAAUUCGACUAUCGGUUCCAAUGCUCCCACUCAGUUGAAGACACCGGCUGCAAUAGCUCAGAUUCCGAUUCCUUUGCAAAAGUCUGGAUCGCAAAUUUCGCACGCUCCAACAGAGCCAGUCAUCAAAGAAGACGAAGAUGAGAGCAGUGAAUCGUCCGGUGGGGGAGCGAAUGGAGUCACCACGAUAACUCAUUUGCCGAUCAUUGGAGGCACUCCUGCAGCACAGAGCCCACUUCCACCUGCCGAAGAUGCGCCACUUGAGAUGAAGACGUCGGUAUCCGUUACUCCUGAAAGAGAGCUCAAGUAA
Messenger RNA from Strongylus vulgaris, 702 nucleotides. NCBI's taxonomy places the organism in Eukaryota, Metazoa, Nematoda, Chromadorea, Rhabditida, Strongylidae. The record is from the annotation of a GenBank genome assembly.